GAUGCGAAGUUAGAACAGAAUGUCAAGUUCAGUAUGUGGUUAAAAACCCAUAUUAUACUUGCCAAGAAGGCAGAAAUAGCAGAAAGAGAAGAUGACAUGUUUACUUGGAUGGGAUUGACUAUAUAACCAGUGAUUUUGUAGUCCUCUCAGCUGGAGUGUUUGGCACAACUGAGAUACUUUUCCGGUCACAAAUGCGAGGAUUGAAACUUUCAGAUGCACUUGGCUCUGGAUUCAGCUGUAAUGGAAAUACUGUGGCCUAUCUUGCUGGAAGUCCACUACCCUUGAAUUCUUUUGGAUUAGACCGAAAGCAACUCUCAAAGAUACCUUUUCAAGAACGGCCAGGGCCGGCCAUCUCUUCAUCUUACACGUCUUCAUUGGGUUUCACCAUCUAGAGUGCUGUACUUCCAACAGCUUAUCCUCACCUGCUAUUUAAAGGGAUCACAACUUAUGGUUGGCCAACUGGCUACUGGUUCUUUCAUGGGAUUAUUGAUAAGAUAAGACAUAUUAUAGGUUUGAAAGCAAGUCAAGCUAUUGUUCUUAAUGCAAUGGGAUAUGAUGAAAGUGAUGGGAAAAUUAUGAUGGAAAAGGACAUGAACAGAAUUUGCUUUAGUCCACCCCAUGAUCCUUUACUCCCCAAAAAAGUCAAAGCCUUUCAAAAACUAACUAAGAAAUUAGGAGGAAUUCUCUUCUUAUCAAGGUACUGAAGCACAUCGGUCCAUCUUCUAGGUGGGUGCAAUGCAUCAUCUGAUCCUUCAUAUGGUGUUUGCAACCCCAGUGGUCAGGUAUUUAACCCAGAGUCAUCAGUCAUGGUGCACCCAGGCCUCUAUAUCUGUGAUGCUUCUCUGAUCCCAUGUUCUGUUGGCAUAAACCCAUCUUUUACUAUUGCAACUGCAGCUGAGUAUGUUAGUAAGCACCUUGUACAGGAUGUUCUCAAGCACAAGAGGGUUGAAACUGCUUAUCAAAAUCCACAUUCUAUCUUUAAUGAGAAUACAAAGAGUGGUUGGAGAUCAUGGUCAUGUUUAAAGAAACCAUGAGGGGUUAUGUGGGGGGUAUGCCAUGCACAGCUUAUCUAAAAAUGAAGAUGAAUUCUCAAGAACAGAAGGGCUUAAGUGAGUGGAAGUCGUGUAUCAGCAAUUGUUAUCCUUUUCUGAGAGGGAAAGUUGGUGGGUAUGUGGAAUUUAAAGCAACUGAGAAGGAUAAAUUACAUAUCAUAGAUGGGAAAGUAAGUUUGUGUGAAGUAGAUUACAGAACUCCUUACACACACUAUAUGCAUUAUCAUCUUCUCCUUGCAGCUGGUUCAAGAUAUAUUCUUGAGGGAAAGAAGAUAAUGAAUCCUUAUCUGUUUGCGUUAUGUGCAUGGAGGGAGAUGACGACACUGCAUGUGACAUUUAAGAAAGUUGCAGAGAACAAUUCAAGGGAAGACAUGAUGCAUCUAAAAGGCGAGCUCAAUAUCUCCAUGAUAGAGCUUCUAAAGAGUUUCAUAAGCCUUAGAGGAAACAACAGAGGAAGGUUUAUAUGUCAUCUAUCAUACACACUCUACAGAACCUAUUUCCUACAGAUACCACAAGGGAGCCACAAAGACUUCACCCCAUCAGAUUUGUAUCUUAAAUUUUAUCCAAGCAGCACCCUCCAUGAAAUUAAAACAGAGGAUGGAUUUAUUAUCAGUUGCAGGCAAUGGAAGUGCAACCAAAAUUUCUCAAAGCUUGAAGGACCAAAACAACCAUAUCCAAUUCUCCUUCUUAAUGGGUGUUCUACUGAGAGUUACUGGUUGCCCACUGAACCAAACGAUCUAAUCAGAACUUUACUAGAAGAAGGGCAUGAAGUAUGGUUAUUGCAACCAAGGUUACACCCUUUGAAUCCUUCAAAUAACUUCACAAUUAAAGAUAUUGGAAGAUUUGAUGUCCCUGCUGCAACAAAUAGGAUCCUUGAAUUGCAUGGGAAGCACGUAAAGAUACAUGUUGUUGGACAUUGUGUUGAAGGCUUAGCCAUACAUGUUGCUCUCAUAGGAGGGCACCUCUCUGCAACCCAUAUAGCUUCUUUGUCUUGCACCAACUCUUGAAUGUUCAUCAAGUUAAAUCCUUUGUCCAUGUUUAAAAUGUGGCUUCCUCUGAUCCCACUUUCAAUGGCCAUACUAGGCAAGAACACAGUUCUGCCUUUGUUGGAAACAUCAAAGUCUAGUUUGCCUCAUCGACUCUUCAAAUCCAUUACCCGUUUGAUACCACGUUAUGAAAGAUGCACCUGCAAUGAGUGUGAGGUUUUUUCUGGUGUAUUUGGAAACACAUUCUGGCAUGAAAACCUAAGCCCCAGCAUGCACUACUGGUUAAACAAAGAAAAUGUGACAAAGCUUCCCAUGGCAGCAUUUCCCCACCUUAGAAAAAUCUGCAACACUGGUAACAUUGUUGACAGUGAAGGAAACAACUCAUAUUUGAUCCAUCCUGAGAGAAUGCCACUCCCUACGCUUUAUAUUUCUGGAGGAAGGAGUCUCCUUGUGACUCCGGAGACUUCUUUUCUUGCUAACAAUUACAUGAAGUUGCACCAGCCUGGUUUUAGACAUGAAAGAGAUGUAGUGGAGGGCUUUGGGCAUUCAGACCUUUUGAUUGGAGAAGAGUCAUAUAAGAAGGUUUUUCCUCACAUUACAUCUCAUAUUAGAUCAGCUGAAAGAGAAAAUGGUGCCAUUAGUGUUGGGGGAAGGAAGUAUAGCAUAGAGGCCAUGGAUUGGGAAGAUGAUCCUUACGAACAAUAUGGAGGUUUUAGCACUUGGUUUUCUCCUUGUGUUGUUAUUUUGUUGUUUCUCAUGUUAGUUGCACUAUGCUUGUCAAUGUUCAAUGUGUUUUAAUGAGGAAAAGUUAUUUUAUAUUGUUUUAGUUGAUCCUUAUGAAGAAUAUGGAGGAUUUAGCACUUA
Quercus lobata is the source of this 2902-nucleotide messenger RNA. RefSeq lists its product as uncharacterized. Bases 1010 to 2059 code for a protein of 349 amino acids. Lineage: Eukaryota; Viridiplantae; Streptophyta; Magnoliopsida; Fagales; Fagaceae. The transcript has 7 exons. The record is from RefSeq and is a predicted model, not a curated record.